GGCUGAAACAUUUUGCAAAUCCGGAGGAGCGAGGGAGUUUUCUUUGAUCAGCGCUUUUAAUUAAGAGCAAAGCAAUAGCUAUGAACCUCAUAACUGCAUCAAAUCCUUCUCUGUAACCAUUCCUUCUCCCGUCACUCCUAAACCCUAGUCCAUCCGAAUCGGUCUCUUAGCUCUGUCAUACGUAGAUUUCAGUGACAGCAAAGUAUUCGUUUCACGACUGAUCGGUUCUCUGUUUAACCAAUCUAGUGAAUGCAAUGGUGGUCUGCAAAUGCCGGAAGGCUACAAAGUUGUACUGCUUCGUGCACAAGGUCCCGGUUUGUGGGGAAUGCAUAUGCUUCCCGGAGCACCAAAUAUGUGUGGUUCGGACCUAUGCAGAAUGGGUUGUAGAUGGAGAAUAUGACUGGCCUCCAAAGUGUUGUUCAUGUCAAAGUGUGCUUGAAGAGGGGACUGGUUCUCAAACCACCCGUUUGGGCUGUUUGCAUGUUACACAUACAAAUUGUUUGGUUUCACAUAUUAAAAGCUUUCCUCCACACACGGCUCCAGCUGGAUAUGUGUGUCCUUCAUGUUCAACUUCGAUAUGGCCCCCUAAGACCGUUAAAGAUUCAGGAUCUCGACUUCAUUCAAAGCUGAAGGAAGCAAUUAUGCAGACUGGUAUGGAAAAGAACUUGUUCGGAAAUCAUCCAGUUUCAUUGCCGUCAGCAGAAUCCCUUGCACCACCUCCUGCAUUUGCCUCAGAUCCUCUGGUUUCCGCGUCUUCUAAUGGCGGUGGGGAAGACAAUGUGAGCUCAUCUUAUUUGAUGGCAAAAGAUGAAACAAACACUAGCCAAGGAUACUCAGCUGCGACCGAAGCAGGUUCUUUUAAACUUUCAGUGAAGGAUAUUGUGGAGAUAGAUGGGCCUAGUUCUGCAGGGGAUUAUGCUAAAAAUUCUAGUCCUGUUGGUCCUGGUGCAACAACACGAAAGGGUGCAUUCCAUGUAGACAGGCAGAAUUCUGAAAUCUCUUACUAUGAAGAUGAUGAAGAUGGGAGUCAUAAGAAGUACUCUAGGAGGGGUCCUUUCCGCCAUAAGUUCCUCAGAGCUUUGCUUCCUUUUUGGUCCAGUGCACUUCCAAUAUUACCAGUGACUGCACCACCUCCACGUAAAGAUGGGGAUGAUGCCGCAGAAGGUCGAGUACGGCAUCAAAGACCAUCAAGAAUGGAUCCUAGAAAAAUCCUUCUCUUCAUAGCGAUCAUGGCCUGCAUGGCAACAAUGGGUAUAUUGUAUUACAGACUUGCACAACGUGGUUUUGGGGAGGAUCAACCUGGAGAUGAGCAGCAGCAGUAAUAAUCCUGAAAGUUGAGUCGGUGCUGGUAUUUACUACUCCCUUGAAUGCAGACCUGCGGUUUGCUUUUGCAUCUUCCAGGUUCUUGUUUUGUUCAUCUCUUGUUUGGAUCUCUGUUUUCAUUUCUGCCAAAUCAAACAAGUGGAUGGGUGAUCCCCGCCUUGAUUUUAGGGGCUUCUGACAGUGAGACAUUGUAAGCUUUUUUCUUGGGUGUUUGCAGUGUUGUUGACUGCAUUUUUUAGCAUUUUCUUUUGGUGGUGAAAUGGAGAAUCAAUUGAAGGAAAAUGAUGUAUUUAAAGUUCACUAUUCUGUAAUCUUCAUCGAUAAUGAUAACAAAAAUACACAUGGAUUGGAUCUUGAAUUUGGUUCUGCUUUCCUGCAUAUAUCAAAAGUUUGAUGUUAGAUGAA
This is a messenger RNA of Tripterygium wilfordii, 1728 nucleotides long. Its product is annotated as zinc finger protein-like 1. Bases 255 to 1322 code for a protein of 355 amino acids. Gene Ontology annotation, cellular component: Golgi apparatus. The record is from RefSeq and is a predicted model, not a curated record. The transcript is spliced from 9 exons. NCBI's taxonomy places the organism in Eukaryota, Viridiplantae, Streptophyta, Magnoliopsida, Celastrales, Celastraceae.